Messenger RNA from Pteropus alecto (black flying fox), 3157 nucleotides. RefSeq names its product F-box protein 43 (gene FBXO43). Gene Ontology annotation, cellular component: nucleus. The coding region runs from base 700 to 2712 and encodes 670 amino acids. The record is from RefSeq and is a predicted model, not a curated record. Gene Ontology annotation, biological process: negative regulation of meiotic nuclear division; regulation of mitotic nuclear division. Gene Ontology annotation, molecular function: protein binding; zinc ion binding. NCBI's taxonomy places the organism in Eukaryota, Metazoa, Chordata, Mammalia, Chiroptera, Pteropodidae. The transcript has 5 exons.
CUCCUCAGCGCGCCCGGCGGUGCGGCGGCCCCUCGGUCUCCUGGUGGGCGGGAGCGGGGGACCCCAGGUGUGUGCCAGCGAGUGGGCCUCUGGGCGACCCCAGGCCCGCGCCCCACCUUGUUUUCCAGGUGCUGGGACUAGAGAGGCGCCCCGAAACCGUUCACUUUUCUCGCUCCGGUCCAGGUGACUCCCACCCACCCUCGGCUUGUUGGGGGCUUUCCGGGCCCAGGACCCUGACGGCCCAGCCAAGCCUCCCCCGCCAGCCGGGCCUCGGGAAGGUCGGGGAGGGACGCCCUGGUGAGGCCGUUACCCACCUGCGCGCAUAGCACCUCGGGGUGGUGAAUGACGGCGCCGCGGCUUACACUGCAUUUUCAGCAACCAGAAUUUGGGAUGUUCCCUCAGUUCCAAGACUAGCUGGGGAAAACAAGGUUGUUAAAAUACCUGCUGUCUGGAAAGCUGAAGGAAAUGGUAAAUGGUUUAGGCCUUUUCAAGUGUUAGAAAUAAUCCCUGCAAAAUGUACUUUCCGUACCCUUCAAAUGUUAGCAGUCACCCUACUACUGUACGUUUCAAUUAAUUGUUCAAACUAAAGUUUUCUCUUUAAGUGAUAUCUCUGACAUGAAUUUUAAAGGCAAAGUGAGAGAUUUUCUUGUUUGGAAGAAGCCUGUAUAACUUUGACAUCUAAGAGCUCAAGAUUUACUUAUGAAACGGAUUUUGAAGAUGUCAGAAAGGCAUUCAGGUCAAGCUCAAACUGGAGCAGGAAAGGAGUUGGACUCUCCUACUGUCGAUUGCAAGUACUCCAGCUCCAGAGAUUUAAGUUCCACAUCUUCAUUUCAAGAUAGUGGCUACAGUGAGUUGUUAAAAUCGUGCAGCUUUGAUAAUACAGAUAAAGAAUUUUUUGAAAAGAAAGAAAAAGGCCUACCAUUAAAUUUCAGUCUGGGUUCAACACACCCUUUAGAGUCCCCUACUCAAAAAAAGAGAUUCUUCUUCCCUAGAAAGGAAAAGGAUAAAACCCCAGAACUUUGUGAAACUCCUAAAGUCAGGGGAAGAAAAUUUUUACUACGCAGAAGGUUGGACAUAUCUUUUUCUCUUCUAAAGGGGAACUCUGAAUCACAAAAUAGUUCCCUCGAAAGUGGUAUAAGCCAAGUUCUCAACUUAGAAAAAAAUAUUCCAAGCAAUGCUUCAGGUUUUCCAAGGCAAAGUAAUUUUAGUGCUGUAGUUACUAGCACUUUGAAAACGGAAGAAGCAGCUUCCAGCAGUCAGAAACUCAGACUUAAUUUUUCUCAGCAGAAGACUUCCACAAUUGAUGACUCCAAAGAUGAAUGUAGCCUGUUUGAAGUUGAGUGUAUAUCUCCGAUUCAGGGCAAUAAUUUUAGAGACUCUCUCACCCAUGACUUAAGUGAUAGCAGUCUCUGUGUUAAUGAUGAGAAUACAUAUCCAGAACUUCUGGGCUCCUCUGAUAGUGGGACAACUUGUGAAACAGAUGAGGAUAUUUUUGUGACCCCAAUAAGUAACCUUGUAGCAAACAUUAAAUUUAAGGCAAGUCAAAGGCUUUCUCCUUCAACUGAAGUGAGGGGCAAUAUUUCAACCCCUGCAGACAGUGGUUUUAACUCACUUUGCUUGGAUAAAUCAGAAGAUUCCCUCUCUGACCAGGAGGGUUCUUUUCAAGAACUACUUCAGAAACAUAAGGGAACUUUCAAAGUUGGGUCAAGGCGUCUUGGAAGGUUGAGAAGACUGUCUACCCUUCGGGAGCAAGGCUCACAAUCAGAGACAGAAGAGGAAAAGCAAAUCAUCCACUCUGACUCUGAAACAACACCAGCAGCUGCUUCAGACAUCUCAGAGAGUCAGCCUAGUGGUGACAGGCAGAGUGGGGAUUUGAUUUUGAGCUUUAAGAAUUUAUCAAAGACCCCAGCCUUGCAAUUAGUGCAUGAGCUGUUUAUGAAAAGCAAAAGGAAAAGAUUCCAGCAAAACAGUGCACACGAAUUCUUAGAAGAAAGGGAUAGAGGGAAAAUAGCUGUGCUGCAGUGUGUACUUGCAGGACUAAUUGGCAAGAAAAUGGGUGUAGAACAACUGGACAUCUUAACAGAAUUAAAAUGUAGAAAUUUAAAGCACAUUCUUGCAAUGGUUUUAGAUUCCUUGACUGCAGAAAGCCUAUGCAGUGUUUGGAAAGUGAGCAGAAAUUGGCGUGAAAUUAUUGUUCAAGAUAAAAAAGCAAAUCGGAGGAGGAAAUUUUAUAUCGCACAAUUGAAAACAGAUUCCGAGGGGGCUAUUUUAAAUGUUCAGGAUGCUGCCACUCGGCUCCAUCUUUUAAAUCGAUCCGCUUUAAGAUCUGUACAAGCUCAGGCUAGGAUACCAGGUUCUCAGAAAGAACAAGUUUCAACAUUUUCUCCUUGGGGAGAAGUUUUGACACCUAUAGCAAGCUCUUCAGUUACUCACUCACAUAGUAAACAGGAAGAAUAUGUUAAGGUUGCCAAAACACUUUUUAUCGAUGAAGCAUUAAAACCUUGCCCAAGGUGCCAAUCCCCUGCUAAGUACCAGCCAUAUAAGAAAAGGGGACUAUGUAGCCGCAGAACCUGUGGUUUUGACUUUUGUGUGUUAUGUUUGUGUGCUUAUCAUGGGUCUGAAGAAUGUAGUAGAGGAACAGCAAAUCCAAGAAAUAGAAAAGAUGCUCUUCCAGGAAGUGCCCAGAGUAAGCGGAAUUUAAAACGCCUUUAAAGAGACUUAUAAAAGAAGCAUUCCCCUAAGCAACAUUUUGUCUGACUUAAAAUUAUGAAUUUUUUGAAAGCAUACAAAUUUUCCCAUUAAUGACAGAUGAUGAUUUAUUUCCUAUUUUGUAUAUAUUAUAAUCCAUGUCAUUGUAUGUUUUCUUUCAAGUAGUGAGUUUUUGAAGAAAUUUUAUUUUACUAUGUCACUUUUACCAGUUUUAAUAACUUAGUAUUUUAAAUAAAGAAUUUUCAAUGUUACCAUAUAUAUGUAUUUAACUGUUUCAUGUAAUAUUUAAAAAUUGUGCAUUUCAUCACUAUGUGUUGAAAUGUUCUUCAAUCACUUUUAAAUAAUAGUUUUUUCCAAAUAGUAAAACUUUUUAACUUGAGAUAGAUGGUCUUAUAGAUUUAGAAAAUGAGUAUUUAAAAUGAAAUCUAAAUAAAAUGUUUUCAGAAGU